AUGGACUACACGACAAAGAUACGUUCCGCCCUCCAAACCCAGUCCUUCCCGACACCCUCAAUUCCUUGGACGACGAGCCUGACCUCCCGUGUCCCGACCCCUCCCCUCCCCUCGCUCAUUGCGACCGCCAAAGCCCGCCUGCUCGCCUCGGACCUCACAACGCCGGGUCUCCUCGACCAGUCUGCCACUGCGAGCCUCCCGGCACCGACCCUCGAGCUUCCCGAGUCGGUCCUGCAGAAAGAUGUCCCCUGCCAGGUCCUUGACGUCGAGAACCUGAGUCUCUCGCGCUGGGAGCAGGUCGAGGAGCUCGAGGCUGUUGCCAGGGGGGAGCAGACGACGGGCCGGAGGGUCGUGAGGCUUGCUGCGGCUGAGGAGCCCGAGUAUGAUAACAUCGACGAGGGUGGGGCAGUUGGAGCGAGUAGAGCUCCGCAGCAGCAGCGACGGAACGCUACGCAUCGGCUGGUAUUGCAAGACUCCAAGGGGAACAAGAUUUAUGCGAUGGAGCUCAAACGGAUAGACAAGAUCGGGAUCGGCAGCACGUAUAUCGGCGAGAAGGUCAUGCUCAAGAAGGGUACGGUCAUUGCGAGGGGCACGGUGUUGCUGGAGCCGGAGAAGUGCGUGAUGCUCGGGGGCAAGGUCGAUGCGUGGCAGAAGGCCUGGGUAGAGGGGAGAAUGGCGAGGUUGAAGGAGGCUGUCGAAGCUGAAAGGUGA
Colletotrichum orchidophilum is the source of this 711-nucleotide messenger RNA. RefSeq names its product RecQ mediated genome instability protein Rmi1. The record is from RefSeq and is a predicted model, not a curated record. NCBI's taxonomy places the organism in Eukaryota, Fungi, Ascomycota, Sordariomycetes, Glomerellales, Glomerellaceae. The transcript has a single exon. Gene Ontology annotation, biological process: double-strand break repair via homologous recombination; resolution of meiotic recombination intermediates. Gene Ontology annotation, cellular component: RecQ family helicase-topoisomerase III complex; nuclear body. Bases 1 to 711 code for a protein of 236 amino acids.